Molecule: messenger RNA, 1070 nt
Organism: Caenorhabditis angaria
Lineage: Eukaryota; Metazoa; Nematoda; Chromadorea; Rhabditida; Rhabditidae
Source: the annotation of a GenBank genome assembly
AUGUCGAACAAUUCUUCUGAAUAUUAUGAAUUGGCGAGUAGUUGUUUAUCAUGUCAAGGCCCCGAAAUUUCAAACUUCAUUUUGAAAAUGACAUUCGUUUCGUAUUAUUUAGUUGUAUUUUUUGCACCAGUUUAUAAUUUUGUGCAUCGCAGAAAUAUACGAAUGGGAGUUUUUGUGAGUUCAUUUUUUCGAGAAAAAAUCUGGCUGUGAAAUUAAAAUCUGAAAAUUUCAGCCGCAUGGUCAAAUAACUUUAUAUCAAAUUCGACUUGUUUUGAAUAUCACAAGUAUAUUUUGCAUCAUUUUUUGUUUCUCAAAAAAUAUCCUAUUCUUUAUUUAUAAAUAUUAUAAGAUUCGUGGAUUUUCUUUUCAAUUUGAAUAUAAUUAAUUUUCCAAAAAUCGAAAAUAUAGUUCGAUUUUCAUCUCGUCUUCUUUAUGUUUUUACAAUAUUAUUUGCAAUAUUUUCCUCUUUUGUUUCUUGUUUUAUCGAUGUUUUUCUGGUUAUUCUAGCCCUUCAAAGAUUUAUUUUAACAGCUUUGGAAUCUUUCGAAUUUCUAGUUUCUCAAAACAAACUCCGAGUUUAUAUUAUAACUGCAUGGUUUGUUACAUUUUUUGCAAAACUUUGGGCGUUCGUUGAUUUUUGGUUUACUGGUGAGAAAGGAGCAUCAAUAAGUUAUAUGAAAUUAAUAUUCAUCUCUUCUAUUUUAUCAAACUUUUUUGUGAAUGUAUUUUGUUGUUUGGUUUAUAUCAAAUUGUUUUGGAAGUUGUUUAAUCUUCCGAGAUUGAAUAAAUAUAAUCGACCUGAAAUUACUUGUUUGUAUGAAGGUGUUCCCUUAUUAGUUAUUCGAACUAUGGUUUUGAUCACACAAUUCAAUUUGGAUUUCGAAGAUGAUCUCGAAUUUUUCAUUUAUUUCACUGAUUUUGAUAUUGCUUAUCUUGUUAUAUCAACUGCUUUGCUACAAUUUACAUAUAUUUUGAGCUAUCAUAACUUGAGAAUUAUUGUUGAAUGGUUGAUGAGUAAAAAAUCAAAUACGGUUCAUUCUACACAAGCUGAUCCAUCAGUUCAUUCAUAA